This is a messenger RNA of Protopolystoma xenopodis, 213 nucleotides long. Lineage: Eukaryota; Metazoa; Platyhelminthes; Monogenea; Polystomatidea; Polystomatidae. The record is from the annotation of a GenBank genome assembly.
AUGAGGCAUCUGCUAAAGAAGAAUAUGCCUAAUGCGCUGGGUCAGGUCAACAAGACAUACAGAACACACCUCGACCUCAUAAAUACCGUCCGAUAUUAUGAAAUCUCCAACUUUCCAAAUCGGUACGCCGUGAUAACUGCAGCUAUGCCAGUCGUGAUUGGCGGUGCUGACCGAUUGAGUUGUGUGAAUUCACUUGGCCGAGACCAGGUGUGA